Hyaloscypha bicolor E is the source of this 1467-nucleotide messenger RNA. Its product is annotated as glutathione synthetase ATP-binding domain-like protein. Gene Ontology annotation, cellular component: succinate-CoA ligase complex. Gene Ontology annotation, molecular function: succinate-CoA ligase (ADP-forming) activity. Gene Ontology annotation, biological process: succinyl-CoA metabolic process; tricarboxylic acid cycle. Lineage: Eukaryota; Fungi; Ascomycota; Leotiomycetes; Helotiales; Hyaloscyphaceae. The coding region runs from base 1 to 1467 and encodes 488 amino acids. The record is from RefSeq and is a predicted model, not a curated record. The transcript is spliced from 2 exons.
AUGGCCGCCAAAUCCAUCCUCGAAGCUGACGGCAAGGCCAUCCUCAACUACCACCUCACACGGGCCCCCGUCAUCAAGCCCUCACCGCUUCCCAAGUCCACUACCCACAAUCCUCCCUCCAAACUCGCCUCCCUCUACUUCCCAGAAGAUGCUGAGGUCUCUGCAAUUCUCGACCAAGCCGAGGUCUCAUAUCCAUGGCUCCUGGCUCCUGGUGCCAAAUUCGUGGCCAAGCCCGAUCAACUCAUCAAACGACGAGGCAAGAGUGGUCUCUUAGCACUGAACAAGACAUGGCCAGAAGCCAAGGCAUGGAUUGCCGCCCGUGCUGGAAAGCCGCAGAAGGUUGAGACUGUGGUCGGCGUCCUCAGACAAUUCCUGGUCGAGCCUUUCGUACCGCAUCCCGAGGGAACAGAGUACUAUAUCAAUAUUAAUUCUCAGCGAGAAGGCGAUUGGAUCCUCUUCACACACGAGGGAGGUGUCGACGUUGGUGAUGUCGAUGCCAAAGCCGAGAAGAUUCUCAUUUCCGUUGACCUUUCCGAGUACCCUUCGAACGAGGAACUUGCUGCAACGCUCUUGAAGAAGGUUCCCAAGGGUGUCCACAAUGUCCUUGUUGACUUCAUCACAAGACUGUACGCUGUUUACGUCGACUGCCAAUUCACAUACCUCGAAAUCAACCCUCUGGUCGUCAUCCCCAACGCCGCAGGAACAUCUGCUGAGGUACACUUCCUGGAUUUGGCAGCCAAGCUCGACCAGACCGCUGAAUUCGAGUGUGGUGUCAAAUGGGCCGUUGCACGAUCCCCCGCUGCGUUGGGCAUGGCCGCUGUCAAGUCAACGGAUGGAAAGGUUAACAUCGACGCUGGACCACCUAUGGAAUUCCCUGCUCCCUUCGGUCGUGAGAUGAGUAAGGAAGAAGCCUACAUCGCCGAGCUCGAUGCGAAGACUGGUGCAUCGCUUAAGCUUACGAUCCUGAACCAAAAUGGUCGCGUAUGGACCCUGGUUGCUGGUGGUGGUGCGUCGGUUGUCUAUGCCGAUGCCAUUGCCAGUAGUGGCUUUGCCGAUCAACUUGCGAACUACGGUGAAUACUCUGGUGCUCCAACAGAGACCCAGACCUAUCACUACGCCCGUACAGUGUUCGACCUCAUGCUCCGCGCUCCAAUGUAUCCUGAGGGCAAGGUUCUCUUCAUCGGUGGUGGUAUUGCCAACUUUACCAACGUCGCUUCGACAUUCAAGGGUGUCAUCCGAGCUCUUCGAGAGGUCUCCUCCCAGCUCGUCGAGCACAAGGUUCAAAUCUGGGUUAGACGUGCUGGACCUAACUACCAAGAGGGUUUGAAAAACAUCAAGGCUGUCGGCCAAGAGCUGCAACUAGACAUGCAUGUUUAUGGACCGGAGAUGCACGUUAGCGGUAUUGUUCCCCUUGCUCUCAUUCCGGGUCGGUUGGCCGAAAGCAAGGUGAAGGAGUUCACGGGUUAA